This is a messenger RNA of Lachancea dasiensis, 1839 nucleotides long. Lineage: Eukaryota; Fungi; Ascomycota; Saccharomycetes; Saccharomycetales; Saccharomycetaceae. The record is from the annotation of a GenBank genome assembly.
AUGGGUGUACAGCAUUUAGAUCUCCAAACUUUGUAUUCUUUGAGCCACGAGUAUUCUGAUAGCGCCCGGAAAUUGGCGGUUUGUAUAGCCACGGAUUCGCAAGUGCGUCAGUACCAAAUAUUGAUAUACCACGCGAUCCGAGCGCUCCAGAUGAUCAAGGACACCGUACAGCUAAGUGCUGAGCAGGACGUGAUGGUGACACUGGAGUUGUGCGAGCUGCUGGUGCAGGAAACGCACGAGUUGGAUCUCGUGGAAACCUAUCUCUCCAGCGCGCUAGAGCGGUUGUACGGUACUGGUUUAGUUCAACAGAAAAUGGUGGUAAUAGCUGCUUUGGUAAGGGUCGCGCGGGCGAGGAAGUCUGCAAAACACACAAAAAAUGCACUUCGUCUGGUAGCAGCCGCUCUGGAGGAUGUCAAGUCGACCGGCUCACGCUGGGACCUGUAUUUCCAGUACCUCCGUGUCGAACUCAUCAUUGAGGUGUCUCCCUCUGACUCUAGAAUACCCGCUCUUUUUGGUACGCUUAUCUCCAGCUCUCGAUCGGUUCCAGGAUUCGAGGCAUUUGUGAUAUGUGCGUAUAUUGGUUGGAGUUUGCAACAGCACCAUAAGAUCGUGCAAGAAUAUCUCGAUAGACUUGGUGAACUCAGCAGUGCCUGUUUGCCAGUUCAGUUAAAACUAUGGAAUAAUCUUACAGAAUUACUUGUCCUCAUUUAUCGCGACGCUAACAUUACGUCCAAAUUGUCAGAUUUCAAAGCCUUGGUAGCCGCGCACAAGAAUGAAGCCGUCGAUUCUACAUUCCAACUCAGUCUUGAUGAAGAAGUCGUUCUUUCAUUGGAUAGUCCCACUUUUCGCUAUAAAGAUUUCAAACACAUCAUUCUACUUUUCCAAAGCAUCAGUUAUCUCACCAAUUGUUAUGACAAAAAGGCUAAUUUUUCGGUAAAGUACCUGCCCAAAGUCAAGAAAGCUGCCUCGGAAUUACUACUGAGCUGUGCGGAAGGUGGUGGUUUGGAGCAACGAGCUUAUCGGCGGGCCUUUUAUAAAACCAUUGUUGAUCUGUGCAAUUACUACAUGGGCUUGGAGAGCUUAAUCUUGAAAGGAGACUGUUCUGAACUCGUCGGUGAGAACGACUAUGUCACUCUCAUCAGGUCGAUGCGGGCACAAAUCGGCCGUAACUCCGUAUCCUCUUUAGAAGGUUACUCAUCUCUACAACAAUCGAAGAAUCCUGAAUUUCAAUUGAUUGGUCUAUGUGGCGCGUUUGCGAUUGAAGCUGCUGUCAUGAGUAGGACUGGUGGCACCAUUCCUUUUCAAAAAUAUGAGGACGUCAAUAAGAUAUGGAGCAAGAUCGAGAAGCUUUUUGCAAUCCACUCCUUUGAUGAAAACCACAUUUGGCAAAGUACCAAAACUGUUCUUUGGAUCUGCGCUCAUUUUCAGCCUUUCACGAGCUCAGAAUUAUCAAAGGACAACGACAUAGGCUAUCUCGAUAUCCUAAAAUCAUACUUUGCAGCCAAUAGCUUCGUCAACGGGAUAGCCUCGUCCUCCAAAAAAAUUGAUAGUACUAAGAAAUCUCCAGUACUUAAAAAAUCGCUGCUUCUGCAUUUGCUUCUAAAUUAUCUCUCGGGUGCGAUAAUCGUUCAUGAUCUUGAAGAAAAAUGCGUUAUUUCAAACACCUGUUACCAUGUCGCAAGUCAACAACAUAUGCCUCUAAUGGAAUACAUAUCAGGGCUGUCGCACCUAAUCAAUUGUGGUUUGGCGAUGAAGAAUAAAGACGUCUCCAUCGUUAAAAAGAAGUUGAAUGACACGGUUCAAAGUUUGCUAAGCACCGGAUUUGAGCGGGCUCAAUAG